This is a messenger RNA of Acanthochromis polyacanthus (spiny chromis), 3382 nucleotides long. It is a transcript of the gene cadm2b, whose product is annotated as cell adhesion molecule 2b. The transcript is spliced from 11 exons. Bases 318 to 1544 code for a protein of 408 amino acids. NCBI's taxonomy places the organism in Eukaryota, Metazoa, Chordata, Actinopteri, Pomacentridae. The record is from RefSeq and is a predicted model, not a curated record.
GCAGCGAGUCAAAGAGAAAGGCAAUAAAGGGAGGCAGGAGCUGCACUUUGCCGACGAGCGUCUCUGCCGUCCUGCUUCACCACAGUGAUCACUGCCCCCUGAUCUGCGAAAAAAAAUACACAGGGACCCCUCUGACAAAAAGAAAAGAGAGGCACAGAGUUAAUCCAUGUAACUCCGCUCAGUCAGAAAACUGCGCCGUCCACCUGGAUAAGUCCAUCUCGACAAGAGGAGAGCUAAAGAGAGAAAAACAGACAAGAGUCCAGUGGAGUGUUGCCGUGAAAAUUGUGAAAGGAGAAAGAGAGAAAAAAGAGAAGAAUAUGAUUGUCAAGCAGCACUUGAUCUUCAUCCUUUACAGCCUCUGUGCAAACGUCUUUAAAGUGGCUGGGACAAAAAGCAAAGCGAAAGGUAGCCAGGGUCAGUUCCCCAUAACUCAGAAUGUGACGGUGGUGGAGGGGGGCACAGCCAACAUGACCUGUCGUGUGGAUUACAAUGAUAACACUUCCCUCCAGUGGUCAAACCCUGCACAACAGACUCUGUUCUUUGGGGACAAGAAAGCUCUGAGGGAUCACAGAAUCGAGCUGGUGCGAGCCUCAUCACAGGAGCUCACCAUUAGAAUCAGUGACGUCAGCCUGUCAGACGAGGGCCAGUACACCUGCUCGCUCUUCACCAUGCCUGUCAAGACCACCAAGGCCUUUCUCACUGUUCUGGGAGUCCCAGCACGGCCAGAGAUUACAGGAUUUACCAAACCAGCCAAGGAGAGGGACGUAAUCACCCUGACGUGCACCACAUCAGGCAGCAAACCAGCUGCCCAUAUUCGAUGGUUCCGAAAUGACAAAGAGGUCCAAGGCACGAGGGAGGUGAAUGCUACAGGAAAGUCAUUCACAGUAAGGAGCAGCCUCAAGUUCGAGGUGGACAAACAGGACGACGGCGUCGCCUACACCUGCAGCGUGGAACAUGUGUCUCUGUCUGACCCCUACUUGACGACCGAGGUCCUGGAGGUCCACUAUGCUCCCCAGCUGGAGAUCAGACACUCGAUGAUAAUUCCACAGGAAGGGCUAUACUUCAAGUUGGAGUGUGUUUCCAACGGCAACCCGAUACCAGAACCGGUGCUGUGGUCUAAAGAUGGAGGAGAACUUCCAGACAUCGAGCGUAUGAUUGUGGAGGGCAGGGAACUUACCAUCACCACACUCAACAAAACGGACAAUGGCACAUACCGCUGCGAGGCCAGCAACCAUCUGGGGACGAGCAGUGCUGAAUAUACACUGUUUGUUUAUGCCAAAGACUUUCCAGGGCCUACAACAGAUCCUAAUGCUUUAGGACAGCACGGACCUGACCACGCUUUAAUCGGUGGCGUUGUUGCAGUCGUGGUCUUCAUCACCUUGUGUUUGAUAAUAGUUCUUGGACGAUAUCUGGCCAGACAUAAAGGGACAUAUCUGACACAUGAGGCCAAAGGAGCAGAAGAUGCCCCCGACGCCGACACAGCUAUCAUCAACGCUGAGGGAAACCAUGUGCAUGCAGAGGAAAAGAAAGAGUACUUCAUUUAGACUUCUUUUGCUCUUCUCCUUCGCCUCAUGACAACUUUCAACAGCAGACAUGCAAUUUUUAAGCUGCCUCAGUGUCGCUACAUGAUCUGUUUGCUUUUACUUAUUAUUUUUUUGUCUUUUCCAGAAAGCUUGGAUACGCUUGUUUUCAAAGCAUUUGCUGACAGAAUAGCGUUCUUCUUCUAAUCGAUAUAAACCAUGUACAAUUGGAUUACUUCCAUUUCAGUUUUACAGUGCCUAAAUGCUGUACAUUUUCUGCAUUUCUUCCAUUGCCCAUUUUGUUCUCUACUCUUUUUUUUAAAUUUGCUAGCCAACUUUUUGCAGAUUUUUUCCUUUUUUAAUUCAGAAGCAGCAACAAUUGUGCUCCAACCUAAAUUAGAAUCAAACAGUUUUGCUUUAGGAGCAGAAUAUGUUAAAUACAUCAAUUUAUCAGACAUUAACAUCAGAGGAAUCUUUUCGUGUUUAGUCUUUUUAGGGAUUAAACGAUUGUCUUGGAUGUUGCCUAGAGUUUACCCCACUGCAGCCAUACUACACAUGUUAACACAUCCUUCAACAGACCAGACACUUUGACAAAACAAAAUAUGGAAGCACAAUCUAUGUGAUUGUCUCUAGAUGAAAUCAUCUCCCUCACAGCACUGUCUGUAUAUUCCUGCACUGGUUUAUUUUCCUUUUUUUUUUUUUUUUUUGCUCGUGCUGUUGAUUUGUACCAACAGAGAACAAGUUAGAAAAUUAAAGCACAAAGUCUGAGGACUAACACAGAGGGAAAACACAUCAACUGUUUCUUGUCUCAGGAUUCAAUAUGAGGCUAGAUGGAGAGAUGGUGUCAGACACGAGAGGAAGAUUUCAGUUCACUCGCAGUUAUCGUCAUGGAUGAGGAACUUUAAUUUUGGUUGGCUAUUUGACGUAAGAUCCAAACUGAAUGAGUGGAACCUUGCGGCGGUUCAUUAUUUAUGUUGAAUUUUAUUGAACAACUAUGCUCAAUGUGUGGAUAUUGCUGUAAAAUACUUUGCUAACGUGAAUAUUGGUGAACAAUAUUGUUGAAUCUUGGGAUCCCUGACACAUUACAAUUUGUAUAUUAGCAUAUACAGUAUUUAAAGUAUUCCACAAGUCUUUUUUUUUUCUCCAUUUAUCUUACAAGCGUUUGUUUUGCCAAAAGGCGUGUAAAUAAUAUGUAAGUAUUCAAUUUUAGUAAAAUGAAGAAAACCACUGGUUCUAGCUUUUAAUUUCAGGUCAUAUCAGUUCCCGUCACUUUAAUGAGAGCGUUUUCACACUUUUGAAGAUUUCUUCAAACAGGGAUUCUAAUGAAUUGCUUAAAAUGUUUUAAAAAAAAUCUGGUCAAAAUAUAUGUAUUUAUUAUUAUGACUGAUUGACAUUUAUUAUAUGAUACUAUAUUGAUUGAUAUUAUUGCUGUUAUUACUAAAGUAGUUGUCUGACAUUAACUUUUCCAUUUUUUAAUUUUGUAACUUAUCAUCAGAAAAAAAAAACAGUACAAGAUCACCGUUAUGGCCUUUGAGUUUGCUGCAAACAUUACUAAUGACAUGUUGAGGCAUUGGUGAAUCAGACAUCCCUUCACUGUAUAGAAUCACUGUAUCAAAGACCUUGAACCACGUUGCCAAUGCUCAUACAUGUUAUUUUGUUAGUUCAAUAUGAUGCUAUAAAUAACUCAUUUUGUACAAAGAUUGAAUCGCUGUAAUUAAUUUGCUUUUUAUGGGGGAUGUGUGAGGUUUGCUUUUUUUCUCAGUAUUGAAUAUUCAUUUUUCAACUAUGCCACUGUAAAAAAAAAAAAGAACGAAAAAAGAAAGACAAAGUGCGGAUUAAAAUAUGAACAACUUGGAAACUGC